This is a messenger RNA of Esox lucius (northern pike), 3707 nucleotides long. It is a transcript of the gene tssc4, whose product is annotated as tumor suppressing subtransferable candidate 4. Lineage: Eukaryota; Metazoa; Chordata; Actinopteri; Esociformes; Esocidae. The coding region runs from base 211 to 1140 and encodes 309 amino acids. The transcript has 3 exons. The record is from RefSeq and is a predicted model, not a curated record.
UACGUUGGUGCUAAUCGGUACCUCCAGUUUCAAUUGACCCCGAUUACUACAAUAUACAGAUCCCACCAUCUGACCCACCGUUGCCAGCCUGCAGAGUGGAAGGAGUACCAUUACAGGUGUAUGUUGACUUCACCAGACUUGAGGCUCUUGAUCCCUUGACUGUGCAAGUUGUUGCAUUUUCCUGUGGAAUCAGACCCAAGCACUUGAACAAUGUGUGAGCAAGAGGAGGACAGGGCAUGUCCAUUGUCCAGUGAUACUAUGAAACUGAAGGAUGAUCUCUCUCUGAUUGACUCUGACCCAGACGAAUGUAAUGUGUCUAUAGACCCAAAGGUGGAAGACUUGUCCUCCUCAUCUGAUGAUGAAGAGCACCAGAACUCUGUUCCUAAUUCUGGUCCCAAGAAACCAGCGUUCAGUCUGACAGGUGGCAGCUCAAGCUUCUCCAGCCGCAGCCAAAGCAUCUUUGAUUGCCUGGAGAGUGCCGCUAAGCUUGCCUCAUCCCACAUAGGCCUAGACAAUGGUAUUGAUGGCAGCUUUACAUGUCCACCUCCACAUCCACUGAUGCCAACUGGAAAGAAGUAUCAAGAGAACGUUGGAAAACUUGUCAGCAAACCUACUUGCAAAGGAGGAGUGCCAGAUUACCUGGUUAACCCUGAACGCUGGACACGCUACAGCCUGGAGGAUGUGCCAGAGACCAGUGACCACAAAAAUAAAAUGGUCGCUCAGCAAUACAUACAAAGCCUGCAGAAGAACAAGAGUGUUAUGGCAGAAGAUCCUGAGGAGCCUUUUACACCUACUUUCAAUCAGGGCCUGAGCAGCAGCUCAGAGCAUAAGAUUGUGUUUUCUAAGCCUAGUCGGGGACUGAAGGAUUGUGAUCCGGAGGGAAACAAGCUUGACCAACCCAAGAAGUCAUGGAUGGGCCUUUCUCACUUAGAUGAGGAGGAAGAGGAGGGUAUAGGUCUAGGAGCAAUCUCACCACAUCGCCUAAAGGAAAGUGAGAAGAAGAGGAAAUGGACACUGGUGAAGGAUGAAGAGAGUGGUUCACUGAAUGAUGGAAAAGAUCAGACGCCUAUUGGCUUCAUCAUAAAUAGGAAGGUCAACCGGAAAAACUUUCGUAAGACUUCAGAGAAAGACAAGAACUGAGAGUACUACACAUGCAUGACCUCAUACAGUGCCACUUAUGUCCUCUGGAAGUAGUUGUGGACCCCGCAUGUGGAAGUAUUUUUUGGUUACCUGUAAAAUGUCCACCUGUCUGUCUAAUCAGGCGAGUGGUUUCGAAUUAUUCUUUGGAACUUUUCCUACUAAAAGAUAUGACACUUUUUCCAAAAAUGUUGGGACGGUGUGUAAAAUAUAAAUAAAAACAGAAUGCAAAGAUGCAUAUAAUUUAAACCUUAUAUUCAAUCAUAUCUAUGUAAACUUCAAAUGGACCGAUGGGGAAGUGGUUGUCCUUGGUAUUACUCCCAAAAACUUGUUUCUUGUUACUUUUACAGGAAUAUUACCAAGGUCGAUCGCAUACUAAAACCUUGGACAGGAAUGCAUCUAACGAUCUAUGGCAAGGUUACCCUAGUCAACUCUCUCGUAUUAUCCCAGUUCACACAUUUAUUCAUGACACUCCCUAUGCCGGGAGAGUCUGUUUUUAAGUCCUGUGAAUUUUUUAUUUUAUCUGGAAUGGUAAGCCAGAUAAAAGAAAACAAACAUUUAUAUAAUGAAUAUGAAAGGGGUGGGGUCAAACUAAUCAGGGCUUUGAAUCAAGUCACUUAAAGCUUCAAUUAUACCAAACUAUAUCUGAAUUCAGACUAGUUCUCAAGUAGACUAGUAAGACAGACCCAUACCCAUGUUUAAAGACGGGUUCUUGCCAUGUUGCAGAUUAAAGUGUGCCAUUUUAAACUGUUAGACAAUGCUGCAUUAUUUGAAACAUCCACCUUUAUGAAGGAAUCUAUACAAAGCUGGUUACAAUUCCAAUUCCAUCCUCCUGAAUAGCUUGAACAAAUCUUACACCAAAUUAUAUGUCUAAACUCAAAUAUAUUAAUUUGAAAAUAAGCCAAUUUUCAUUGACAAACUGUACCUGAAGGGUAUCUUGUUUCUUAAAGACAUCACGAACAAAGAUGGGAAACUUACCACUCAUGAGCAAUUCAAACAGGAAUAUGGUGCAACAUGCUCACUUGAGAGGUAUAAUCUGUUCAUUGCAGCCAUACCAGACAAAUGGAGAGAAAAAAUUUAAACUCUAGAAAGCAAAGAAUCUCCUGGUCACCCAUCUAUUAAAGACCAUGCAUGGUUAAACCAGAUUAAAAUAAACUGUAAAAUGUAUCUUCCAUCUGGCUACUGCGGCACCAUACAGUAUUCAAAACAUUAGGGAUAAUAUUUUUGAUAUUCUAAUCCCCUGACAACUAUUGAUGUGUCUCAGAGAGCCUUUCAGUUCAAAUUGAUGUACAGAAUUCUGGCCACCAAAAAAAUGCCUAGAUUAUGUGCAGAUUUUAUAGGGAUGAAACAGAAACAAUAAAUUCUGGAUCCAAGUUCAAGAUUGGUUAUUGGGUCACUGAGUCACCCUGGAAGUUAGUUUAUUGAGAGUCAUAUUGGGUGCCCUUAGAAGCAAUGCUCAGUCAAUUGAAAACAUGAUUCUUCUCCUUGGUAAAACAUACAUUUUAAAGACUGCAUCAGUGGACGCCUUGAGCCUUGAUAGAUUCAAAUAUGUUGUGAAAAAUCAUAGAAAGACCAAGCAAUAUAUCGCUGCUGGUAAUGAAAAAUUUUUACUCUACUGAGAAAGAAGGCAACAUGUUUUUUUGUUGCACACCAAGUUUUUGUAGUCCGGUGUUGGUUUUGGCUUGUGCUCUGCGGGACUUCAGAUUUUGCGGCAUGUGGGUGGUGCACCUUUUUUAUUAUAACACAUGAUAGAAGUACUUGUGACAUAUUACAUCCACCAAUCCUCUGUGCUGAACAAAUAGCACAAUGAUGUGGUGCUUUCCAGGUCCGGGGAGGUUGUAGAGUGUCAGUCAGACAAAUGUACUGGAUUUCCAACUGCACACAUUGUUACAUUCUCACUGGAGACAGGUGCACCAACCCACGUGCCGAUCGUGUUUUGUAUUUUUCCUGGAGCAUGGGCCCUCACAUCUCCCAGAUAUAAAAGCAAGGGGACGACGCACCACUUGUAUAGUAUUGUGUUUGUAUGUCUGUAUUUUGUGUCUUUUUGUGUGAGUUAUUGUGAUUGAGUGUGAAAUAACGCAUUAGGAUAAAAAAGGGAAAAUAAAUUAUGCUAGUAAUGACAGUAUUCACCAUUGACUUGGUUGACAUUAAUGACUGAUCUGCAAAAAAAGAAUAGAAGAAAAUAGUACGAAACAUAUUAAAUGUUUUUAUCGUUUUUUGGAAAAAUACAUGCCCAUUUUGAAUUUGAUACCAGCAACCUAAUUAGUUGUGAGAUGUUCAAACAGGUUUUUCUUUAAAAUUACACAUCUUUCCCAGUCCUUUGUUGCCCCUGACCCAGCUUUUUUCAAAUGUUUUGCUAGCAUCAACAUAGCAUUUAGCAUGUUGUCGUUGCACUAUUAUCUAUUAAAUAUAGGGUUUAAAUGAUUUUCACAUCAUUGCAUUCUGUUUUAAUUUUUUUUUUUUAAAUUGACAGGAUUGUACAAGUGGUUUUAAUGUAAUAGGUUGUCCCGAUAGGAAUUUAUUCAAAGCAAUGUAAAUGAAAUUGAGUUAUUAAAUGAAGUUUUCCACCA